AUGGCGAGUACAAACAACAACAGCGAAGCCUCCGAUUCUGCGUCCGAUAUCGACCUACAUAUGUCGUGCACUUGUGGAUUCUGUACUCCGAAACCCACACUCAGAGAAAGUAUAUGCUGCACUGAAAUCACCAGGAUUGAUGAAAAGAGAACAUCUUAUCAGAAAGAAUUGCCUUGCAUUACAGAACACCCUGGAUUCCAAUCUGUUUGUCUCGACAUCUACGUCUUGGAGACAGCCUAUUAUCAGUAUCGUUCCCAGUAUGGGGAAUUGCAAAAGACCAUUGAACAAAGAAACAGAUAUACAGCAUAUCGUCAGCUUGUUCGUUGGUGUUGGGGCUACUUGGGGAAGAGUGUUCGUGUCCCACUUCCCUCUUGUGCAGUUACAAAGAUACACCAUUCCUUCAGUUCUGAAGAGUAUCAAGGAUUCAGAGACCCUGAAUGAGUAAGCCACUUCUAUAUUUUGGAUUAACAAAAAUUCACCAUAUUAUCAACUUUUACUAUCAAUUUUACAAAUUAAAUAAAUAUAAAGUUUACACAGCAUAAAUCUUAUA
Molecule: messenger RNA, 550 nt
Organism: Saccostrea echinata
Lineage: Eukaryota; Metazoa; Mollusca; Bivalvia; Ostreida; Ostreidae
Exons: 3
Coding region: 1-441 (146 amino acids)
Source: RefSeq, a predicted model, not a curated record